AUGUAUAAGGAAAUUAAUUGGCACAAAGAAGUCAAAGUUCAUAUUGAUGGUGAUAAAGUAUUGGAUGCAGGAGGAUUAUUAAGAAAAUGGGCUUAUUUAAUAAUGAAAGAAAUUAUACAUCCAGAAUCAGGUAUUUUUUUAUUAGCUGAUUGUGAGGAUGUAUCUUAUAAAAUAAAUUGUGAAGCAGAUACAGAUGAACAUAUUAUAGAUUGUUUUAAAUUAUUAGGAAUAGUUGUGGGUAAAUGCAUUUUUGAGAGGAUACCUUUAAAUGUUUAUUUUCAUAGAUCAAUAAUUAAACACAUAAUAGGUUAACCUAUUUUUUUGGAAGAUAUUUAUUAUUAUGAUCUAUAAGUAUUGAUUUUAAAAUUUAGUUAUAUUAAUCCUGGGAUUUUUUAGUAAAUAAUAAAUUUGAAGCAGAUGACAUUUCAGAAUAUUUUGUUGUUUAUAGAAAAGGUAAAAGAGAUUACUAUGAAUUGAAAUAAGGAGGAUAAAAUAUUUAGUUAGAUAUGGAUAAUUGUCAAGAAUACGUUAAUUUAUGGUAAAUAUAUAACUUAAUUUAGCAUUGAAUAUUAUUCAUAUAAAUCAGUUAAGCCCUUUUUGACUGCAUUUUUAUCAACUUGAUUAGUGUAUUCAAUUAAAGUUUAAUGAUUAGAUAAUUCCAAAAUAAUUCCUUAGCUUACUUGAACCUUUAGAAUUAGAAAUGAUUCUUUAUGGAACACCAUUUAUUGAUAUUAAUGAUUGGAGAGAUAAUACUGAUAAUAAAGGUGCUUAUUACAGAACUCAUUAAACGAUUUAAUGGUUUUGGGAAAUUUUAGAAUAAAUGGAUUAAUUUAAUCUUACCAAAUUUUUAUAAAUUUGUACUGGAUCAACUAGAAUACAUUUAGAAAAUUAGAAAGUAAUAGAGGAAACUGCUCUAAAUUUUGUAUAGAAAGUGUACCCUUUACAAAAGCUAAUCUUUAUCCAAAAGCACAUACUUGUUUUAAUAGAUUAGAACUACCAAUUUAUGAAACUAAAGAAGAUAUAGAAUAACAUUCAAAAACAGUAAUACAGGUUGAUAUAGAUGGAUAAUUUGGAAUGGAAUGAUAUUUAAUUCAAUAUUAUAUAAUAAAUAAUUUAAUUUAUGCAUUGUUAUUUAUCAGAGGAUCCAUAAAUAAUUAAUAAACAAUAGCCAAAGAAAAUUAAAAAAAAAAACAAAUAUGACUAUCACACAAAAAAAAGGAGAUGUUCUGAUCCUAAUAAUAAUAAAUAAUUAGGUUAAAAAUUCACAAUAGAGGAAGAUAAGUUAAUUCUACAGUUAGUUCUAAAUGUCGGACCUAAGUUUUAAAAAAUUCAUAAACACUUUCCAGGAAAAACUAUAGCUAUGGUAAAGAAUAGAUAUUACAAAUAUCUUCGAUAUAAAUGGGAAGUCUUAGGAUAGUAUUUUUUUAAUUUAUUUUAAGAAACUAUAAACAUUUAAGUGUUUAACAGGAUUCUUAUGAAAAUUUAUGUGAAUAAUAAAAAAUAAUGAGUGAUAAGCUUCAUGAAGAAAAAAGCGACUUAAUAGCAUAAAUUAUCUCACGUUCAAAAUUACUUUAAAAUGCUCGUAUUUUUGUUGAAUAUCUAGUUGAACAAAUAUUAUGA
Paramecium primaurelia is the source of this 1620-nucleotide messenger RNA. NCBI's taxonomy places the organism in Eukaryota, Ciliophora, Oligohymenophorea, Peniculida, Parameciidae. The record is from the annotation of a GenBank genome assembly.